Engraulis encrasicolus (European anchovy) is the source of this 2379-nucleotide messenger RNA. RefSeq names its product mal, T cell differentiation protein 2 (gene mal2). NCBI's taxonomy places the organism in Eukaryota, Metazoa, Chordata, Actinopteri, Clupeiformes, Engraulidae. Gene Ontology annotation, cellular component: membrane. The coding region runs from base 519 to 1061 and encodes 180 amino acids. The transcript is spliced from 5 exons. The record is from RefSeq and is a predicted model, not a curated record. Gene Ontology annotation, molecular function: structural constituent of myelin sheath. Gene Ontology annotation, biological process: myelination.
UCAUUGAAGGUAGUACAGUAGGCUAUGUCGCAGCCGGAGAGGGAAUGUUUAGUAGUCCUACGGGUGAAAGGACCCGAACUCUGCCAGAAUGAGCUAUAAAGCCCAAGUUACCCAGGCUACUACGGACCAAUUUACAGCUCCCUCAAUGUAAAUCUGUGGAGGUCACUCUUAUCUCCUUGGAAUGUCGUCUGCGAUAACAUUUACUUAACAUCACUUGUCGUAGCUGGAUAGUUAAAAAUUAACUACGUGAUGGUAAAAUGUUAUAACUUUGUUUCAAGAUACAUGUUUCAAGAUCGCAUGUCAAGAAACCCGGCCUACUUUAACAUCCAAACACAGUUGUUUCCGAAGUUCAACUUCGACGUGGAACAGGUGUCUACCCCACCGUGAAGUUAGGUAGGCUGGGGCAGAGAAAAUCGAUGGGAGUGGCCGCAGCCAACACCUGUCCAACCUGUUUGUGACAUAUGACGCCGCCAGAUUUUAUCCUUUUAGUCCUUUGUUGAGGUUAUCUAAACGGAAGGAUGGCGGACCCGGCGACGAAUCCAGCUGCUACCUCUUUCCCAGCGGCUACCAUUUCGUUACCUCAGGGACCUGAUGUAUUGAGGACAUACUCCGGUGCCCUGAUAUGCUUAGAAAUAGUAUUUGGCGGUCUAGUAUGGAUCUUAGUGGCGUCAUCCAACGUACCUGUUCCUCUCCUGCAAGGGUGGGUGAUGUUUGUGUCGUUGACCAUGUUCUGCUGUUCCACGGCCUAUCUACUAUUGUUACUGCUGGGUUUGGCUGACAAAAUCAACACUAACUGGAAUUUCCUGGACAUGUUCUACCAUUUCAUAGCGUUGCUUUUCUACUUUGGUGCCUUCCUGUUGGAGGCUGCCACUACGUCUGCCUCUGUGGCCCUCCCCACCUCCAACACCAAUGUGUGUCUGGACAUCCCAAGUGGCAACAUUCUCACUUUCAUGAGUUCCCAGCAGUACAGCAUCAACGUGGCAGCCUCAGUAUUCGCCUUCAUAGUGACCAUGUGCUACGCUUGCAGCAUGAUUAUGGGGUUCAAACGAUGGAGAGUCUAACAGUGGACAUAUAUAUGAAUACAUACUGUACAUAAGUGCAUACAUAUAUACAAACAAACAUACAUAUAUACAUACAUACAUACCGUACAUAUAGUAUACUGUAUAUACAGUACAUACAUACAUGUUCUCACUCAAACCCUCAAACUCACAUUCUUACAUGCUGCAGUGUACGUAUUCCCAUGCAUUCAUGUUGUUCAUACAUUGUCAUAUACAGUACAUUUAUACAUGGUUACUACUGUACACUGUGCCCAGGCUCUGAAAAGAGAGAGGGAGUUGGGAGGUUGGAUUUAUAACUAAAUUCAUUACUAUCAUAACUUAAUUACCAGUAAACACACACACUGUGAUAGGGAUCCAAGGCAGUCAUCAACAGUGACUGCAUGUUGUUGGAAGGGAGAUGUGCUGAUUGUGGCAUGAGCUAUGUGUAGACCUAAAGUAAAGAUGACCCUAGCUGUGUAUGGAAAGAAGACUUUGGUGAGACACUCGUAGCAUAUCUUAUCAGCUAUUCAGUGCUAAAGUCCACCCUCCUUGCAAUGUGCAGAUAACGGGCACUAUUACCAAUGACCAAAAUAUAUGUUUAGCGUGCACUGAGAUUGAGAUGUAUUAUAACAUUUACAUUGUAUGGUCUUUAACAUUUACACUGUAUGGCAGGAACCUAGUAGAAGGGCGAGGGGAAACACGUCUUCUAAUCCAAUUUCAAUUUGUUGAAACAAUGUUUCAUACCACCAUUCUGCAGUAAUGUCCUGUACAGGGAAGUGUAACACUCCCUUCGGAGUAAAUGUUACAGACCCCCCUGUAAUACAUCUCAAUGCACGCUGUACGUAUAUUGUGCUAUUUUAUACGUGCUAUUUUCUGUCUUAAAUGUACAGAGGUUAAAUGCCUUAAACUAACUCCUCCGUUGUGCUGUUCUUGAAAGUACACGUAAGUCUGUAUAUUAAAUGUAUUCAGUGUUGCCCACACCUACGGUAAUUACGUAUUUAUAGGUCAAGUAUUUCAGAUUGAAACGCAGUAAAUUAUGUAAUUGUAUGAAACAAAUCAUGUGCACUGUUAUUAGCAUACAGUAGCCCUAUGUACUGAAUUUGUUAGGAGGGGCACUUCCGUUCAGGCUGGGUGAAGAUAUAUUUAAUAUUAUUAUUAUGAGGACUGUAUUGCACUGAUAAUAGUAAUGACAGCUAUAUCUAAUCAACUGUAUUAGAUUAAUCAUGUUGAAAUACAGCACAUUGCCCUUUGUCCGUCACAUAUGAUUUAUGAGUCUAUAUCCACUAGUGUUUCCAUCACUAUUUCUAUGAUGUAUUUUGUAAUAAAUGAAAAAAAAACUGUA